UACAAAGCAAAGUUUGUCCAAAGGAAAGGAAGAGGAAGUGCUUAUUCGCUUUGAGAAACGAUUUCAUGUCGAUUUGGUUCAACUUGUUCGUUACGUCACAAAGGAUUGUAUUCACUAGUCGUCAAUCCUUUAUUCGUCCUUGCCACUUUUCUCGUUGUGUAGUUACUUUCCACUCAGGACUACACCAUUUUCCUUCUCGUCGUAGUGAUUUUCCAUUCGUGAUUGGAAAAAGUUUUCAGUCUUUUGCUAUGGCACAUAAGGAAGUUGGUCUCGACCCUCCAAAGGAUCCAAAGGCAGACACCAUUUUUGGUAAGAUAGCUAGAAAAGAAAUCCCGGCGGAUAUUAUUUACGAAGAUGAUUGGUGUCUUGCUUUUCGUGAUAUCAAUCCACAAGCACCUUUCCACGCACUUGUCAUUCCCAAAAAACCAAUAUCACAAUUAUCUACUGCACAACCUGAAGAUCAGAGUUUGUUGGGACACCUCAUGUUAGUCGCACCCAAAGUUGCGAAACAAGAAGGACUUCAGAGUUUCCGCCUUGUUGUAAACGACGGAAAGGACGCCUGUCAGUCGGUCUAUCACUUGCAUCUACACAUUCUUGGUGGCAGAUCUCUAGGUUGGCCUCCAGGUUAAGGACAGUUAUACAUAGAUAGCUUUUUUAAACAUAAUAUUUGUAUCAGACAAGUAUUUGCUGUUG
Molecule: messenger RNA, 693 nt
Organism: Galdieria sulphuraria
Lineage: Eukaryota; Rhodophyta; Bangiophyceae; Galdieriales; Galdieriaceae
Product: Hit-like protein involved in cell-cycle regulation
Exons: 4
Coding region: 66-629 (187 amino acids)
Cellular component (GO): cytoplasm
Molecular function (GO): hydrolase activity
Source: RefSeq, a predicted model, not a curated record